CCGCGUUGCUCAACUGAGACGUUUUUCUCCUGCACCUCAACCUCCCCCGGGGCGCCCCGGGUUCCCCACGGAAACUGCCAGCCGGUGGGCUGUCCCUCGGGACAGGUGGUGGCAGGGGCGGGACGGGGCGACACCACACCCUGACCCAGCCCUCGUGCCCACCGCUCUCCCAAGCAGAGCCCAAGAGGUCUCAGGACAGGCGGACAGACGGACGGACGGACAGACGGUGUCCCUGCCAGGAUGGGGGCGCGGCCCUCCAGCGCCCUGGACGAGCAGCAGCAGAGACAAGUGAGAGGUGAGGUGGACACCCUGCUGGAGACCUUCCUGCCUUGCUACCGUGGCCAGCUGGCGGCCACGGUCCUCAGGCAGAUCUCCCAGGAGUGCAGUCCCCAGGAGCCAGCCAGGUGCCAACUACUCCGCAGCAAGAAGCUGCCUCGAGUCCGGGAGCACCGAGGGCCACUGUCGCAGCUGCGUGGCCGCCCGCCGCGGUGGCAGCCCGUGUUCUGCGUGCUGCGCGGGGACGGCCGCCUGGAGUGCUUCAGCCACAGGGAGGAAUAUGAGAAGGGGGGCCGCCCCCUGGGCUCCACCGCCCUGACGGGGUUCACGCUGCUGACCUCCCUGAGGGACUUCCUGCGCCUCCUGGACGCGCUCUGCCCGGUGUCCUCAGGGGACCCCGCCCAGGAGGAGCCCGACCCCCUCGGGGAGGUCCCCGUGAGCUUCCCCCUGUUCCUCCAGCACCCCUUCCGCCGGCCCCUCUGCUUCUCGGCGGCCAGCGCAGAGGUGCAGCGGGCCUGGAGGCUGGCCCUGCAGGGUGGCAUCCGGCUUCGGGGCACAGUCCUGCAGCGCAGCCAGGCCCCGGCCGCCCGCGCCUUCCUGGACGCCGUCCGCCUCCACCGGCAGCAUCGAGGCCACUUUGGGGACGACGACGCGACGCUGGGCUCGGACGCGGAGGUGCUGACCGCGCUGCUGAUGCGGGAGCUGCUGCCGGACUUGCGCGCGCGGACGCUGCGGGGCCUGCGCGGUGCGGGCCGCGCCCGGGCCUGGGCCUGGACCGAGCUGCUGGACGCCGUGUACGCCGCCGUCCUGGCCGGGGCCUCCGCGGGGAUCCGCGCCUUCCAGCCCGAGAAGGACGAGCUCAUGGCGGCGCUGGAACGGACGAUCCGCCCGGACGCCGACCACAUCCUGCAGCUGCGCACGCGCGCGGCCCACAGGCUGCGGGCGGACAUCCAGGGCCCGCUGGAGUCCUGCCUGCGCGGGAAGGUGGACACGCAGCUGCCCCGGGUCACGCAGGCGCUGCUGAGUUCCGUGGACGCCACGCUGGACGCGGUGCGGAGCCUGCUGGCCCGGGGCGUGGACCGCCUGUGCGGCCGUCUGCGCGGGAGCUCGGGCGCACGGCUGCGCGGGGAGGUUUACGAGUUCGGGGAAAUGCCGUGGGACCCAGAGCUGAUGCAUGUGUGCUACCGGGAAGCCGAGCGCAGCCGGGGACGCCUGGGGCAGCUGGGGGCACCCUUUGGCUUCUUGGGGACGCAGAGCCUGGUGUUUGGGGUGCAGGAUCUCGCACAGCAGCUCAUGGCCGACGCGGUGACCACCUUCCUGCAGCUGGCCGACGAGUGCCUGACCUCGGCCCUGGACUGUGACCAGGCCACCCUGCAGCUGGAGAGAGUCAGGGGGCGUGUGCUGAAGAAGUUCACCUCGGACAGUGAGUCGGCGCGGUGGAGGAGCACGCGGAGCUGGCUGCUGGGGAUCUUCCUGCCCUUCGUGCUGAGCCAGCUCGGCCCGAGACGCAAGGCGCUGCCUGACGUCGAGGGGGACGUCCUGGCCGUGGGCAACCAGGCCUUGACCACCGAGGGCAUCUACCAGGAUGUCGUUCGGGAGGCCUUGCUGCAGAGGAUUGACCGAGAAUUGAGAAAGGCACUCGGUGCUGACCACGAGUCUCGGGCUGACUGCUCAGAGGCCCCGUGGGACCAGGAUGGAGCAGCUGGGGAAACUGAGGCUCAGUGUUGACCUGACCCGGCCUCAGCCUCCUCCUGGAACAUUUGGAGACCAGUCCUCGCCCUGACCGUUGUCACUUCCGUGGGACAAUGACCCACCUGGGAUCCACCCAAGCUGCACCUGCCCAGCAGGGUUUGUGCAUUUUCUGCAAGCCCUUAGCAAACACCGGGGAUGUCACCUCGAUGCACGCAACUCAUUGCUCUAGCUUUACAUUUUUAUCAGCUUUAUUUUGAACUGCUUGGAUGACAUUGAACUUAAACUAACUGGCUGUUGGUGACUUUGGGGGGACAGGGGGUACCGGGGUUUGAACUCAGGGCCUCACGUUUGCUGGACAGGGCUCUACCACUUGAGCUACGCCACCAGCCCCUCCUUUUGUUAUUGAGAACUAGUAAUCUUGCAUAUUUAGGGUAGUAAAUAUUA
Molecule: messenger RNA, 2412 nt
Organism: Castor canadensis (American beaver)
Lineage: Eukaryota; Metazoa; Chordata; Mammalia; Rodentia; Castoridae
Gene: Niban3
Product: niban apoptosis regulator 3
Source: RefSeq, a predicted model, not a curated record